AGAAAGAGAAUACAUUGAUUGGAGAUUGCAUCUUCUCGGCAGUCUUUGUUACUUCAUUCAGUUUUAUCUCGGGACCACGGCUAUCUUACUGAAGUUACUGCAGUGACUCAACCGGCGUGCAGUCUUGCUUUUGCUGGCUGGGCAUUAUUCCCAUUCGGCUAGCUAGCUGAAGGAGCUAGGUUAGCUGGCUAGCUAGUUAGCUAGCUAACUACUGCUUGAAUAUAAACAAUCGCUUUUCCAAACUGCUUUCAAACCAAUAGGAAUAUUGUCAUCCUUUGGACUUAAGCUACACUUUUACUUGGCAUCUGAUCAGUCAUGGAGAACGAUGCUUGUGUUGAACAGAAGAAUAGUGAUGCUGCUAUUGACCAAGUGAAGGAACCAGCAGCAGCCACAGCUCCUUACAGAUACACCAAAGAAGAGCUUCUGGAAAUAAAAGAACUGCCAUGCUCCAACGAAAGACCAGAAUGUCUCUCUGUAAAGUAUGAUAGUGAUGGUGUCUGGGACCCUGAGAAGUGGCAUGCCUCACUGUAUCCCACCUCAGGACGCAACUCUCCGUUGGACGGUUUCAAGAAGGACUAUCUAGAUGAUAGAGUCCCUUUGAAACGUAGAAUUACAGAUCCUCGUGAGCGAUUAAAGGAGGAUGACAUGGAUGUCGUAUUGAGCCCACAGCGGCGCAGCUUCGGCGGGGGAUGUCAAGGCAAUGCUUUGCCUCCACCCCACACCCGUCGCCCCAUUAGCCCCUUGGAGAAUAAAGAGAACGAGAGCCUUCGUCUGGGAGGGGCACGCAGAAUUGGCAGUGGCCGCAUCUUUCCUGCCAGAGCCUUUGAGCGAGAAAGCAGAGCAGAAAAAGAGAGGGAGCGUGAAAGAGAUUUCAAAGAUAAAAGAUUCAGGAGAGAUUUUGGUGACAAACGUGUGUUUAGUGAGAGAAGAAGGAAUGAUUCCUAUGCAGAGGAAGAACCAGAGUGGUUCUCCGGGGGUCCCACGAGCCAGUCAGAGACUAUCGAGCUCAUCGGAUUUGAUGACAAGAUCCUGGAAGAUGAUAAGCGAAAGUCUAAGCGGCUGAGGAAGCGGACGGAAUUCGUGAAAGAAGCAGUGGAUUGUAAUGGUGGUCAGGCUGAGGAGCCACAUGUGGCCAGAGACUCAACAGCGGAUCAAGAGGUUCCACAUUCCGAAGUUCUCCCAGAGCAGUCAGGAGGAGAUUUUGAUUUUAACGAGUUCUUCAAUCUGGAGAAGACUAUGCCAGGACUGGCUUCGAUGAUAGAGGAUGUUUUGGGGGAAGGCCCGGUAUCAGCCAGCCGCUUCAGUCAGUGGUUCUCAAGUAACCUUAGUCCUUCGGGCAGCCAUUCCAGCAGCCUGAGGUCGACUCCGCACGAAGAGCUGGAAAGACUAGCAGGUAAAAUCAGACUAGAACCACGCUGCACCUCUCCUAGCCAAGGUCCCGCUCCAUACUUUACACCCAUCCAAUCAUCUGAGUGCAAGGAGAAGGAUAAAGUGGACAUUCUUGACCUAUUGCACAAGGCCAAAAUAGACCUAAAGCCCCUCCUUUCCAGUCUGUCGGUCAACAAAGCAAAGCUACGUGAGAGCUCUAACUCGGGAGUAGUCUUAUCUCUGGAGGAGGUGGAGGGAGGAAUGAAGGGAAUGACAUUGGAAUCUGAGCCACAGGUACUAAAGGUGACCCCUCCACAGAGAGGAGAUGGCACACCCUUCAUGGCCGAGCAUUUGGAGGAAGCUUUAACAGGUGGCUCCAGUAUGCGGCCACACUCGCGAGACGCUGACAUGUCUGCCUUUAAUAAGCUGGUCAGCAGCAUGAAGGCAAGUGGAACUUUGCCAACCCACCCCAAAGCCAACACCAACAAUCUGCAGCAGCCCUCAGACGCUGGUCUGGCAUCACUCACAGAAGGUCAAGUGCCCACUCAACAGCAGAAAAACAUAUUCCAGGAGCUGCUGGGAAGCCAGGGUCCCCCUCGCAGUCGCUCACCUACGUUACUUGACAGUCUGCUGGGCAACUCUGAUGCCCCUGUAUCCCCUGCUUCUCUACAUGGCCUUAUACGCAAAGGUCCCUCGCCCCCUCUUUUUCCACCAAGAGCACCUUCACCUGACUACUUUCAUGGACGUGUGCAACCUUCAGCAGGAUUUCCUGUGGGUCCUCAGCCCAUAAUGGCGGAGCAAUUUACAGACAUGCAUAGGUCCAUCAGCCCUGGAUCAUCUGCACAGCAGCAGUUAAGGGUUAACUGUUUGGCUGCAUUGUACUGUGUUCAGAUGAGGGCACUUUCUAUGGCAGUGGAUCAAGCCGAGCUGGAAGCCCUGGCAUUCCAGCAGGACCUCGCUCUACAUGCCCACCGCAUAUUCCAGUCAGGCUACAACAAACAACCUCAGGACAAGUCCUUCCGAAAUAGACAACCGCGUAUGAAUCGGUCCCCUGGCCCAGGCCCCCAUACUGCUGGAAGAAACUCCCCAGGCAAUGCAGUUACUAGCAUGCUGUCGCCAUCAUUUACCCCCACAUCUGUAAUCCGUAAAAUGUAUGAGACGAAAGAAAAAAGCAGAGAUGAAUUGGGUGGUCGUCCAGAAAGCAAGGACGAAGCUUCACGCUCCCAAGAGGAUAGCAGCUCUCCAAAUUCUUACCUGGAGACAGUGGAUGGGAGUGGUUCUCAGCCUGGUGGGGUAAAGGCCUGCUCCACUCCGUUGUCUUCACAGACCCUCCCUGGCAAGGACCAUGAGCGCCUCAGGCCCGGCUCGGCUGGACACCAUACCCCCACCUUAGUGUCUCCGGGGCCAGCCUCACCUUUCCCACGUCCCAUCUACCCGGUACCAAUGCUAUCUCAUGUACCCAUGGUGCGUGCCCCCCCUCCCCAGCUUCACCCCAGUGUGGUGCAACGAAUGCUGGCACAGGGAAUCCAACCCCAGCAGCUUGGACCAGCUCUGUUGCAAGCAGGUAUAUUUCCACCUCAUGUUGACCUUGCGCAGCUCCAAGGCUUGCCACCUGCCCUGCUUGGACAACCGCUAUACCCCCUAGGUGCAACAGGGCAUCCUAUUCUACCUCCCCGAGCCAGCACUCAGAUGCAGCUAGCAGUAAUGCAGCAACAACUCCAGCAACAGAGACCAAUACACCCAACAGUCCCAGGUCCUCAGUCACAGAGCCAUGGCCCGCACAGGACGAACAGCUCCCAGCGACAUGGAGGCAGUCCCCCUCUUGGCCUAGCAAAGUGGUUUGGCUCAGAUGUGCUAGAGCAGCCACUUCCCUCCAUGCCUGCGAAGGUUAUAAGUGUAGACGAACUGGAGUUCCGGCAGUGAGAAACUGAUACACCAUGCUAGAUAGCAAGAUAUUUUUGUUUGUUGUUCCAUCUCCACCUCCCCAUCACUGGAAAAAGAAUGUGAACUUUAAUUUGAAAGAUAGUACAGAGAUGUGAACAGUCUGACCAUGCUUUGUCGUCAACCUUGGAGUCACUGUUUUUGAUGAGGCUUUACCUGAGAAAAGGGAAGACGAGUUAUGGAGAUUUAUUUUUGCAGAAGAUUUUUUUUUUUCAGUAAGGAUGACGUAAAUAAUGUAUAGGCCCAAAUUGUACAGAUCAUGGGAAAGUUCUAAUUCUCCCUGUACAUAGUUAUGGUUUCUUUUUCUUGGAAUGGUGAAGGUUGAACUACUCUGCUUUUCCUUUUAAAACUGCCAGCAGCUAAGUAGAGCCACCAAGAGAUGGUAGCAUUCCUUCAUUUUUGGCCUAGUGUUACCUCCCUCUGAACUGCACUGAGGAAGGGGCUGCUGAAGGUUGAGUGCUUGAUAGCAGUGUGACACUGAGUGUUAACACAAGUCCAAUGUGGCGUAGUUGGUGGCUUCCACUUGUAGUGACGACUGGCUGGAGCAUUUCAGAAAGUUCCCAGGGGAAGCAGCGAGUGCUGGUUGUGCCUUUUUACUUUUUUUUUUUUUAAACUGUAUCCCCUCCCAUCCAGAUUUGUCACAGGGGGAGAAGUACUGCUAAAUCACAUCUUUUUUGGGGGGGGGUGGGAUUCAGUUUAUGCGU
This is a messenger RNA of Lampris incognitus (smalleye Pacific opah), 4013 nucleotides long. It is a transcript of the gene eif4enif1, whose product is annotated as eukaryotic translation initiation factor 4E nuclear import factor 1. Bases 316 to 3291 code for a protein of 991 amino acids. The record is from RefSeq and is a predicted model, not a curated record. The transcript is spliced from 19 exons. Gene Ontology annotation, biological process: negative regulation of translation. NCBI's taxonomy places the organism in Eukaryota, Metazoa, Chordata, Actinopteri, Lampriformes, Lampridae. Gene Ontology annotation, cellular component: cytoplasm; nucleus. Gene Ontology annotation, molecular function: mRNA binding.